AUGCAGCAGCCACCACAGACUGUUCCAGCAGGAGCGGCAGCUCCACCUCCUGCAGGCAUUGCUCGGAACGUGUACUGGAGAAACAGCUCGCUCGGUAAACGAGCAAAUGCAACAGCUGCCCCGGUGCAGCCCGUGACAGACCCUUUUGCAUUUGGCAGACAAACUCCACAGGGUUCCCCUUUAGAUAAUCCAUCCAAGGGCAAUGCAUUGGUUAUGCAAAGUUCUUCCCCAGCGGUGUUUCCACAGCCAGCCGUUCUGCAUACUUCACUGUCACGUGCAGGGGACAAUCCUCAUGGACCGCAUACGUCUUUAGCAGCUCCUGUAUCUCAACCGGGAAUAAAUACCAGUUCAUUUUCUAAUGUUUCAAUUCCUUCCCCGUCCCCAGGAUAUGUUAUAAAUAGUACUACAGAAGCACAUCCAAAUGCAGAUCUUGGACUCCGUGGGCCUGCAGUACCAUUGCAUUAUAAUACAGGAGCAGCAGUUGAAAAUUCUUUCAGUGUGCACCCUGGAAUGGUGUCUGCGUCAAACAAGCCUGGAGGUAGACAAGAUUUUAGUAGAGAUCCAAAUGAUGUUCCUUCAGGACCCAGUGCAACAGCACUCUUCCCUCCACCUCCACAGCAGCCUAUGUCUCAGUGGAGGCCUGUUCAAGGUAACCUGCAGUCUCCAGUUCGAAAUUUUGUGCCCUGUCCUGAGCCAUCUUCUCAGAUUGACGUUCAUAACAUUUCUCAGUCUUCUGUUAGUGCUUCUCAUCCUCCUCCACAGACGAAUUUACAGCAGGGUCCUGUACACCAAGGUGUUCCACAAAAUAUCAUUCAAGCGCCUUUAUCCGUUGGUUGUGAAAAGAAUGGGAAAAAUGGCUCUGCAAAUAGCAGUCAUCACAUGAACAGCAUCCAGCCUGGGAACAUGUUUAGGCAGAACGCAGAAAUGACCAACGCUUGGUUAAAUCAACCAUAUCAGGAACAGUUUUACCCACAGCCACCAUUGCAAGGCUCCAAUUCUGUCGUUCCCGCAGCUCAGGAAAAUAUCCCCAAAAACCAAUCUCCAGAUAUGUCUGAAACAUCAAAUAGACCUAUUGCCACAGAUCGAGAUUCAGGAACUCUCUCCAUGUUUUUCAAAGGGGAUGAGGCGGAAAAUGAAGAAAUACUUUCAUCUGAAAAAAAUUACGUAGCUGAGAAAACUGAGUUUGAUGCUUGUCAGCCAAAUUUGGCAUCCUUGUAUCACCAGCCAAUGCAUCCUCAGUGGGUUGCAACUAAUGUUCUCUCUCAGGCGCAGAUGGGUACAGGUUCAGCCAAUGAGAUGGUACAAAAAGGAAUGGAUGUCCAGUACUUUCCUAAAAUUGUAAGUCAGCAGGAGACACAGGCCGCUAAGCACUCUGUGUUUGUUAAUGAUGACAAGGCACGUAUAGGUGACAUGGCAGGGAAUAGCGGGUCACAGUAUGAAAAUGUUGAGAACCUGGAGUGCGUUCAGAAUCAAGAAGUGCUGCCAAGUGAACCGCAGAACUUCAGUGCUUCAUCCCCUGCUGCUGGUCCUGAUCUGUACAGAUAUACAUCCUUUCCAGGUCAGAUGCUUCCAAAGAAUGCUGUUGUGAGCCAUGCUGAAGGAGGACCGAAUUUGGAGGCACCCGACUCAUUACCUCAUCCCGUCCGACCUGAUAGUGUAUCUUCAAACUAUAGCAACAUUAGCCAUAGGAGCGCUUCCAGCUCAGCAAGACCUCAAGAGCAAGUCGGUACGUUUAUUCAGCAAGAAAGUGGGAAGCCUGAUGAAGAAUCUUCUGCCAGCUUCUUUAAACAGAUUGACUCCUCGCCUUUGGGAGGCGAUUCGAGUGAGCUAAACCUGGGCAUGAGCUAUCAUGGUCAUCUAUCCCAACCUCCAACUCCAAGUCCUCCUAAGCCUACAGGAGUUUUUCAGACGAGUGCAAAUAGUUCUUUUGAACCUGUGAGGUCCCAUGGAGUUGGUAUAAAACCUGCGGAGAUUGACCAAGCAAAGAUGGUGGUUGAAUUAAGAGAGAACCACUCAAACCAAAAGAAUAUCAAGAAGAAUACAGCUGUGCCGACUCCAUCCCCAGGCAAUCUUGAACAGCCACCAGAUAAUCUGGAAACUAUUUUCAUGCCUCAGGUACACCCACUGCCUCUUGCAGUCACUGAAGCUGGAAAUAUGUUGCACUCUGGACCUGUUAUGGAAAAUAUACAAUCAGUAUCUGAGAGAAGGUCCUCAACAAGAGCUCAGGGAGCAGUUAAGAAGUGCGAUAGCCCAGCAACAACUUUGUGGGCUCAUAAUGAGUUACCUAAUUUUGGGGGAAAUGUUCUUCUAGCUCCUGCUGCUCCUGCAGUGUACGUACCUGCCAAACAAACUGUGGAAGUCAUUCAGCCUCCCGAAGAAGGUCUGUCUAAUCAGCAGGCAAGUAAACCAGGGACUACUGCUGUGCAGCUUUCCCAAGAUGGAAAUGUAUCCUCUGAAAAUCUUGAGAAUCCUCCCAAAAUGGGAGAAGAGGAGGCACUUCAGUCUCAGGUGACAAAAGAUGUACAGCAUCAGGCUGUAUCAGACAGAGCUGUACAGGGAGCAUUGCCGUCUCAGCCACAAAUGCAGGCAGCUCAAAUGCAGCAGCCAAUAUCUUCUGGGCAGUCCUCAGUUCCUUCAAACUACCAGGUUGCCGCAGGGACUAAAACCAUGAGUAACCAUUCUCAACCUGUGGGUCCCCAAGAGGCAAGUUCAGCACAGCCGACAGCAAGGUAUGAUCAGACGAGUCCCGAUAAGCAGCUGGCAUCUGGACAACCACCACCGAGUGCUGCAACUUCCACAGCCCCUUCUGCUACCACCAGUCAGUCGGUCACACCAAACGUGCAGCAAGACCUGCAGCGUCCAUCCCUGCCUCAGACUCCUCAGGAUGCCUUUGGUCCACCCCAGAACCCUUACUACUACUAUCGACAUCCUUAUGAUGCUUAUCAGCCUCCUUAUCCACCACCCUAUCCUCCUGCAGACCCCAGAACAGCAGCUCAUCUUUAUUACAUGGAGGAUAACUAUGGACAGUAUGACCCACGGUACAGACACUACGAUAGCACCAGCAAUGCUUACGGGGAGCUUGGGAGCUAUCGGUACCCUGAGCCUGAACGUCCUAGUUCCAGAGCCAGUCACUGCUCUGACAGGCCUUCUUCUAGGCAAGGUUAUACUGAAGAUUAUUAUUCAAAAGGUGGAUGGAGUGAUUAUUAUCCAGGCUAUUACCCAAACUCGUAUGAUUAUGGAGAUCCAAAUCGCUGGGAACGUUACUCAUCAGCAUAUGACCCCAGAUACAGAGAUCCUAGAAGUUACGAUCAGCGGUAUUGGUAUGAUGCUGAACACAACCCUUACCAGAAGAGAGAAGCGUAUCCAUAUGGCAACAGACAUGACCGAUACGAAGAUAACUGGAGAUAUGAUCCUCGUUUCACUGGAAGUUUUGAUGAUGACUCUGAACCCCAUAGAGAUCCUUAUGGGGAUGAAUUCGAUAGGCGCAGUGUCCACAGUGAGCAUUCUGGUCAUAGUCUCCGUAGCUCCCGCAGUGUUCACAGUCACCAGAGUAGUUUCAGCUCUCGCUCUCAACAAAGCCAGCUGUAUAGAAGUAAUCAUGAUCUAAUGGCUAAUACGUAUGAAACUACUGCGCAGGCAGUGUCGCUCCACACAGAUUAUCCAUAUGGCGGAUAUGCUGCUAAUUUUGAUGGACAACAGCCUUUUACAGAUUACGGCUACCCGACUGAAACUGGAUGGUCAGCUGUAGAACAAGCACCUUUAAGGCCCUCAACGCCUGAGAAAUUUUCAGUGCCUCAUAUCUGUGCUAGGUUUGGUCCUGGGGGCUUCUUAAUAAAAGUGCUGCCAAACCUGCCUUCAGAAGGACAGCCAGCUCUGGUUGAAGUGCACAGUAUGGAGACUAUGUUACAACAUUCUCCAGAGCAAGAAGAGAUGAGAGCGUUUCCUGGUCCUCUUGCUAAGGAUGACACCCAUAAAGUGGAUGUUAUUAAUUUUGCACAAAAUAAAUCUACACAAUGCUUUAAAAAUGAAAAUUUAAUUGACAAAGAAUCAGCAAGUCUGCUUUGGGACUUUAUUGUACUGUUGUGCAGGCAGAAUGGGACUGUUGUGGGAACAGACCUGGCUGAACUUCUGCUCCGAGAUCAUAAAACAGUGUGGCUUCCUGGGAAGUCCCCUAAUGAGGCAAAUUUGAUUGAUUUCACUAAUGAGGCUUUGGAACAAGUGGAAGAGGAAUCUGGUGAAGCCCAGCUCUCAUUUCUCACUGACAGUCUUAUAACCACUAUUGACAGCCUUGAGAAAGAGACAGAGAGAUUCAGAGAGUUGCUGCUCUAUGGCCGGAAGAAGGAUGCUUUGGAGUCUGCCAUGAAGCAUGGUUUAUGGGGUCAUGCUCUGCUACUUGCCAGCAAAAUGGACAGUAGAACACACGCAAGAGUUAUGACCAGAUUUGCCAACAGUCUCCCAAUUAAUGACCCUCUGCAGACUGUUUACCAGCUCAUGUCUGGAAGGAUGCCAGCUGCAUCCACGUGCUGUGGAGAUGAGAAAUGGGGAGACUGGAGGCCUCAUCUAGCAAUGGUGUUGUCCAACUUGACCAAUAAUGUGGACUUGGAAUCCAGGACCAUCGCUACCAUGGGAGACACUCUUGCUUCUAAAGGCCUGCUGGAUGCUGCUCACUUUUGUUACCUUAUGGCCCAAGUUGGAUUUGGAGUUUACACAAGGAAGACAACAAAGCUUGUCCUAAUUGGAUCAAAUCAUAGCUUGCCAUUUUUAAAGUUUGCCACCAAUGAAGCCAUCCAAAGAACUGAAGCCUAUGAAUAUGCACAGUCACUAGGAACUCAGCCUGGCUGCUUGCCCAAUUUCCAGGUUUUCAAAUUCAUCUAUGCUUGUCGACUAGCUGAAAUGGGACUGGCUGCUCAGGCUUUCCAUUACUGUGAAGUGAUUUCCAGAACUGUCCUUAGAGAUCCACAUUACUAUUCACCUGUACUUAUUGGCCAGCUAAUCCAGAUAUCAUCGCAGCUACGCCUGUUUGACCCACAGAUAAAAGAAAAACCAGAACAGGAAUCUUUUAUUGAACCUUCAUGGUUAGUGAGGCUUCGACAUGUGGAUGGACAGAUCAAGGAGGGUGCAAUAGCUUAUAGCACAGACAGAUCCACCCCACCACCAUAUGCGUGUAGCACACCAAGCUCUGAGUUAGACCAUGCUAGUCAAUGUGAUGGAGCGGGAGUUGGCCGUGACAUGGGUCCAGGUGCUGAAAAUGCGUUGUUAGCAUCCUUACUACCCAACAUGGCUCAACAGAUGCAAAGUGUGCAGCUGAUGCCUUCAGUACCUCAGGCUGUCCUUGGUGGGCCAGCUGCUGUGAUUCCUCAUGGUGACCAGGAAGCUGUCCGAAAUGUCCCAUUCUAUUCAGUGGCUUCCCAGCCUAUUGGUCCAGGACCCGGCUUUGCACCUCCAGGAUUUUCAAAUCCGUAUGGAACUGAACCAUCACCGCAGUAUUUAGGGUCAGCACUACCACCAGGAGGGCCACCUCAAGAAAUGGAACCACGGUCAGAACAGCAAACAAACCUGGAAACAGGAAUGCAGAGAAUUGCCCCAGAGACUCCUUCACAAAACUUCCCUGAACAGAGAGAGGAGGAUUUCUAUGGCAGAAUGGCUAGCAUGGGCUAUGGGCGAAGAUCCCGAACAACUUCAGAGUCCUCCGCUCAUUCUGCAGGACGAGAGAGAUCCAACUCUGCAGCAAAACAGCCUUCUCCUCCUCCCACUGUUCCUGCAGGGCAAGAGACUAAAAAAGAAACAAAAAAGGAGCCAGCACCUAGAAAGAGUGGUGCAAACUGGUUUCGCUGGCUGAUGGGAAAAGGAAAGAAUGAAGCUCACCUUCCAGAUGACAAGAACAAAUCAAUUGUUUGGGAUGAACAGAAACAACGCUGGGUUAAUCUGGAUGAACCAGAAGAAGAGAGUAAGCCUCCACCACCACCUCCAACUGGAUUUCCUAAAGUUCCUCAGUCAGCUCCAGCUGGACCUGGAGGCCCACCGAGUGCCCCUGUCAACGUGUUCUCCAGAAGAGCAGCUGGAAGCAGAGCCCGUUACGUUGAUGUCUUGAAUCCGGGUGGAACCAAGUCAAGUGGUACUGUUCCUGCACCAUCAGACCUGUUUGCGCCCUUGGCACCAAUGCCAAUUCCUGCAAAUGUAUUUGUUCCAAACUCAGUUCCAGGGGAACCCCAGCCAAUGGAAGGGAGCGGCGCAGCAGAGCACACACCACCUGCAAAUCAAACUGACCUAGAUCCUGCUGCAGCUGUUGAGCCAGAGUAUUUAAACCCUGCAGUCCUUCCUCCUGGAUCUGGGCUUCCUCUUUCUAACCCUGAUGGCUCCCAAUCAGGCGAGCUUUCGCGCUCUAGUUCAAUGAGUUCAUUAUCACGUGAAGUAAGCCAGCAUUUUAAUCAGCCUGCCGCUGUGCCGCCCUCGGGGGGACCCUCGGCAGGAGCAGUACCCUUCUACAAUCCUUCUCAAUUUGCACAGUCUCCUGCAGUCACUGGAAGUUCAAGACUGGGAAGAAUUGGACAGAGGAAGUAUCCGACAUUGAAGUAG
This is a messenger RNA of Mesitornis unicolor (brown roatelo), 6576 nucleotides long. RefSeq names its product SEC16 homolog A (S. cerevisiae) (gene SEC16A). Gene Ontology annotation, biological process: COPII vesicle coat assembly; autophagy; Golgi organization. The transcript has 31 exons. NCBI's taxonomy places the organism in Eukaryota, Metazoa, Chordata, Aves, Mesitornithiformes, Mesitornithidae. Bases 1 to 6576 code for a protein of 2191 amino acids. The record is from RefSeq and is a predicted model, not a curated record. Gene Ontology annotation, cellular component: ER to Golgi transport vesicle membrane; endoplasmic reticulum exit site.